AUGGCGAUGGGGUCGAGUAGCUGUGUGGCGCGGCUGUUCCGGACCCUGCCGUGGCGCCCGGCCCUUCCCCGGGGCGCGGGGUCGGUGGCGGCCGCAGGGCCUCGGCUUCGGCUGCUAGGCGUGGGGCGGCUCCCGGCGGGCUCAGCGCUCGGCCGGGCCUACCUGACACCGGACGCUGCGCGCGGCCUGCAUGGCGGGCCCGGGCUGAAGGAGCAGGCAGAGCGGGCCGCCGGCGAGGGACUCCCGGAGUCGGGCGCAGUAGAUCCUACUGGUCUCAAGUUUGACAUCGAUACACUGGUUUCACUUCUGAGGCAAGAAAAUGCAAGAGACAUUUGUGUGAUCAAGGUUCCUCCAGAAAUGAAAUACACAGAUUACUUUGUGAUUGGUAGUGGGACUUCUACCCGACACUUACAUGCAAUGGCUUUCUACAUUGUGAAAAUGUACAAAUACCUGAAAUGUAAAAGUGAGCCUCAUGUUAAGAUUGAAGGGAAAGACACUGAUGACUGGCUCUGUGUGGACUUUGGCAGCAUGGUGAUUCAUUUGAUGCUUCCAGAAACAAGAGAAACCUAUGAAUUAGAGAAAUUAUGGACCCUACGUUCUUAUGAUGAUCAGUUAGCUCAGAUAACAACUGAGACAUUACCUGAAGACUUCAUCCUUGGAAUGGAAGAGGACACUUCAUCCCUAACUCCAGUAGAGUUCAAAUGUAAAUAAAAUGACAUGAACUGCAUUAGUGAUUUCAGAUUUGGAUUGAGUUGCUUCUUAAAUAAUUGGCUAGGUUGCUGUUAAAACACAGGCAUUCAUGCAGACAUGUGGAGAGUGUACGUAAGUGAACUAAUUCUCACAUCAAGAAUCAGUAUUUUAAACUGAAAUUUUAAUUAUAUCCUUAACAUUGGCUCCUAUGCUUACUUAAACAUAAAACACAUAACCAUCCCAUUGGUCCUGUUAAUACCAAAAUAUUUACUAUAUA
Talpa occidentalis (Iberian mole) is the source of this 967-nucleotide messenger RNA. It is a transcript of the gene MALSU1, whose product is annotated as mitochondrial assembly of ribosomal large subunit 1. The record is from RefSeq and is a predicted model, not a curated record. The coding region runs from base 1 to 711 and encodes 236 amino acids. NCBI's taxonomy places the organism in Eukaryota, Metazoa, Chordata, Mammalia, Eulipotyphla, Talpidae. The transcript has 4 exons. Gene Ontology annotation, biological process: negative regulation of translation; negative regulation of ribosome biogenesis. Gene Ontology annotation, cellular component: mitochondrion. Gene Ontology annotation, molecular function: ribosomal large subunit binding.